Molecule: messenger RNA, 1590 nt
Organism: Suncus etruscus (white-toothed pygmy shrew)
Lineage: Eukaryota; Metazoa; Chordata; Mammalia; Eulipotyphla; Soricidae
Gene: CDC25A
Product: cell division cycle 25A
Exons: 15
Coding region: 1-1590 (529 amino acids)
Biological process (GO): positive regulation of G2/M transition of mitotic cell cycle; positive regulation of G2/MI transition of meiotic cell cycle; G2/M transition of mitotic cell cycle
Cellular component (GO): nucleus; cytoplasm
Molecular function (GO): protein tyrosine phosphatase activity
Source: RefSeq, a predicted model, not a curated record
AUGGAGCUGGGCCCGGAGCCCCCGCACCGCCGCCGCCUGCUCUUCGCCUGCGGCAGCCCCCCGCCCGCGCCCCCGGCCCCGCAGCAGCCCGUCGUCAAGGCCCUGUUCGGGGCCCCCCAAGUCGCCCCCGCGGGCCUGUCGCCCGUCGCCAGCCUCGCCCUCACCAUGGGCCGGCUGCAGGGGCUGGACAGUGACUAUGAACAGCCAAUGGAGGUGAAAAACAGCAGUCUUCAGAGAAUGGGCUCCUCAGAGUCUACUGAUUCAGGUUUUUGUCUGGAUUCUCCUGGACCUUUGGACAGUAAAGAAAACCUCGAAAAUCCCAUGAGAAGAAUAAAUUCCCUACCUCAGAAGUUCUUGGGGUGUAGCCCAGCGCUGAAGAGGAGCCAUUCUGAUUCUCUUGACCAUGUCUUUCAGCUGAUGGACCAGGAUGAGAACAAGGAAAAUGAAGCCUUUGAAUUUAAGAAGCCAGUAAGACCUGCAUUUCGUGGCUGCCUCCACUCUCAUGGACUUGAGGAGAGUAAAGAUCUCUUCACACAGAGACAGAACUCUGCCCCAUCUUGGAUGUUUUCCUCAAAUGAAAGAGACGGUGAACCCGGGAAUGUUAGUCCUCAUUUCAUGCCCCAAUCACCUGUAACUGCCACUUUAUCAGAUGAAGAUGACGGCUUCAUGGAUCUUCUUGAAGGAGAGAAUCUAAAGAAUGAGGAAGAGACCCAAUCAUGUAUGUCAAGCCUCUGGACAGCUCCUCUUGUCAUGAGGAGAGCUACAAAUCUCGGCAAUCGAAGCAAUCUGUUUGACUCCCCUUCCAUAUAUAGCUCCACUGCACGAUCAAUGCUGAAAAGAUCAGAACGAUCUCAAGAGGAAUCUCCACCUGGAAAUCCAAAGCGGAGGAGGAGUGUGACUGGGGCCAGACCCGAAGAGGCUGUUAGUCCAGAGAAAACCCAAGAGAGUCUUCUUCCGUCUUUAUCCCUGGCAUUUUCUCCAAAAGGGACUAUUGAGAACAUUUUGGAUAAUGACCCAAGGGACCUUAUAGGAGACUUCUCCAAGGGUUAUCUCUUUCGUACAGUUGCUGGGAAGCAUCAAGAUUUAAAAUAUAUCUCUCCAGAAAUUGUGGCAUCUGUUUUGAAUGGCAAGUUUGCCAACCUGAUUAAAGAAUUCGUUAUCAUUGACUGCCGAUACCCAUAUGAAUAUGAGGGAGGCCACAUCAAGGGUGCAGUAAACUUGCACAUGGAAGAAGAGGUUGAAGACUUCUUGCUCAAGAAGCCCAUCACCCCGACAGAUGGGAAGCGUGUUAUCAUCAUGUUCCACUGCGAGUUUUCUUCUGAACGAGGCCCUCGAAUGUGUCGAUAUGUGAGAAAGAGAGAUCGACUUGGUAAUGAAUACCCCAAACUCCACUACCCCGAGUUGUAUGUCCUAAAGGGCGGUUAUAAAGAGUUCUUCCUGAAAUGCCAGUCUCACUGUGAACCCCCAAGCUACCGGCCCAUGCACCAUGAGGACUUUAAAGAAGACCUAAAGAAAUUCCGCACCAAAAGCCGGACCUGGGCAGGAGAAAAGAGCAAAAGGGAGAUGUACAGUCGUCUGAAGAAGCUCUGA